Manihot esculenta (cassava) is the source of this 713-nucleotide messenger RNA. Its product is annotated as cytochrome b-c1 complex subunit 6-1, mitochondrial-like. The transcript is spliced from 4 exons. Lineage: Eukaryota; Viridiplantae; Streptophyta; Magnoliopsida; Malpighiales; Euphorbiaceae. Bases 327 to 545 code for a protein of 72 amino acids. Gene Ontology annotation, biological process: mitochondrial electron transport, ubiquinol to cytochrome c. The record is from RefSeq and is a predicted model, not a curated record.
UUUUAUUUUAUCUUUUGCGGUUAAUUUUUACUGGUAACUCUUUAAUUAGCUUGUAGAUUUUAUUUUCUGGGGUAAUCCUUACAAUUUAUAGCCAUGUUUAGGAGCCUUUAACCUUCUAAAUUUGCAUCUGGGUGGCAAAAAUUUGAUGCUAUUUUAGCUUCUCAUGUGGUUUUGGUGUAUGUAUGUCAAAUUUUUCUAAUUGAAGUGCAGAAAAUAUGUAGUUGGAUAUCAGUAAGGAGUGAAGGUUUUGGUAAACUGGAAACCACUUGCUUAUUGAUAUGAGGUUGUUCAUAUCGAUGAGACGAUUGAAAAAAUAAAUAAAAUAGAUGAAACCAAGGGCGGAUGAGGAACUUUUUGAUCAAAAGAAGUAUCUUGAGGAUUCCUGCAAGCCUAAAUGUGUGAAGCCUCUAAUUGAAUAUGAGGCAUGUAUGAAGAGGAUUGAAGGUGAUGACUCUGGGGAAAAACACUGUACAGGGCAGUACUUUGACUACUUAUUUUGUGUUGAUAAAUGUGUUGCACCAAUGCUAUUCUCAAAACUCAAGUAAUUGGAAGGCUCUUCAGACAUCUGUCUGGUUUUAUUCCAAUGUUUAGUUGGCUUAUCUGAAGCAGCCUUUGAUUGAAUUGUAAUAAAAGAAAAUGUCUUGAAUUCAUAUGCAACAUGUUACAGUUCUUUCAUAAAUAAAAAUGGUUUAGAAAAAUGGUUGAUGAUGAAA